This is a messenger RNA of Chinchilla lanigera (long-tailed chinchilla), 2481 nucleotides long. RefSeq names its product endothelial cell-selective adhesion molecule-like. Lineage: Eukaryota; Metazoa; Chordata; Mammalia; Rodentia; Chinchillidae. Gene Ontology annotation, cellular component: plasma membrane; adherens junction. The transcript is spliced from 2 exons. Gene Ontology annotation, biological process: homophilic cell-cell adhesion. Bases 1660 to 2046 code for a protein of 128 amino acids. Gene Ontology annotation, molecular function: cell-cell adhesion mediator activity. The record is from RefSeq and is a predicted model, not a curated record.
CUCCCAAGUGCUGGGAUUAUACUCACAUAAUGCCAAGAAAAAAGUAUUUCCACUGGCUCUCAAGGACUGUCUCAACUCAAGUAGGUGAGAAUUAUAUAGAUUUAAUUUAAAUAUCUCUUCCUGAAUGCAGACAUCUUUCAAUUACGUAUUUAGAAGAACAAGAGAAAAACUCCACACAUUAUAAACCCCAGAUAAAUUACAACUUAGGCAUCUGAGGCAAAGAAUUAUGAAUUCAUCUUAAACACUGGCUGAAGUUUCUGCACUGGUGACAAGGAAGCAGAAAACGACACAGUAUAUGGGCCCCACAACGGGGAAAAAAAUGAAAGCGUGCCUAAUUUACUGGAAUCCUAACAAUCAAAUGUUUAAAGUUUAAAGCACUUUACAAUACUACUUUAUCAAAUUCAAAAAGUGUUCACCCCAUUUUAUUUCAUUUGUAAACAUUACAGAUGUAGCUUUCCAAGGGGGGAAAACUGCUAUUCUACUUGAGCCUAAUAAUAGAAGCCCAAUUCAGGGUAACUACAAUAACUAAUAUCUGAACUUUUAGAUCUGAAUUUUAGCUCUUCACCUUUGAUAAUGUUAAGAAGGAAAAAUAAUGUAGUAUAAUCAUUUCUGGAUACUGAGGAGCAGACCAGAGCAGAAGUCUGUAGAAAACAUGCAGUCAACAGAUCAGACUGCCCAUACACUGUUCUACUUACACUUCAUUAGGUUCUAAGAAAUGAAUCCUAAAAAUGUAAGCUAGGAAGACACUGUGAAGAUUUGUAUUGAUUACAGCAAGGAAUCUUGUGUUAGUUGGUAAAGUAGAUGGCAAAUUACAUCAUAAAUUAAGAUCUAACAAAUCAUGUAAAUGAAAAUGUCCAGAUUCUUUAGACAGCCUGACUGUGAUAUGCAUAAAACAUCCUCCUCUCCAGCCUCACAGCCACUACCUGCACCUUGCAUCCAGCCACUGCAAGAAACUUCUAAUCUUUGUGCUUCUAGUUGUACCCUUUCCAUUCCGCACAUUACAGCCAGUGACUGCUCUAAAAUUUAAGCCUAAUCUUAUCACUACCAGCCUAAAAUCCCUUGAUGACUAAAUUCCAAACUCCUUACUUCCACUUGACCUCCUGUUUAUGUCUCCAGUCUCAUUUCUUCUUACAGCCUAUUUUCUUUGCCUUUUACACUCAAACCCUAGGCUCCAACUACCCAGGGCAACAAAGAAUAAAGCAUUUCAGAGGAGUAUCUGGGACGAGUUAUUACAAAUUAAUGAUGUUUCUGGAGUUUUGGUUUCCUAUGUCUAAAUGACCACAAUGAUUGAAAACAUCUUGAUCUCACUUUAGUAUCUUCUAGUGCUCUUAUCAGCUGUAGUUUAUGGUCCAUUAGAGGGUGGAGAAAUCAAUUCUAGUGAGUUGUGAUCCCCUUCUGAAACCCCAGUGGGAAAUGAACUGGCAGUAGAUAAGGGAACAAAAACCAUGCUGAUGUAGAGACCUCAGCGCAGUGAGGGGCUGCUGGGGAGAGGGCUGAAUACUGAGCGUCACAUGAAGAAGGCUAGUUCUGGAAAGGAGACAGGCUGAACUGUGAACACAGGGCACAUGGAGUAACAAGGACGUGUCCUAACCCCACCAGGUGUUGGCCUACAUCAAUGGUACCGUGUCAGGCAACCCUGGAGUAUCCCUGGUCUACUCCAUGCCCUCCCGGAACGUGUCCCUGAAGCUGCAGGGCCUCCAGGAAAAAGACUCUGGCUCCUACAGCUGCUCCGUGAAUGUGCAAAACAAGGGCCAUGACAGCAAAACUGUGGAACUCAGCGUGCUGGUUCCUCCAGCGACUCCAUCCUGCAGUCUCCUGGGUGUGCCCCGGGUGGGGGCCAACGUGACCCUGAGCUGCCAGUCCCCAAGGAGUGACCCUUCGGCUCAGUACCAGUGGGAGCGGCUGCCCCCACUGGCCCAGGUUUUCUUUGCACCGGUUUUAGGUGAGGGAGUUUCUGGAAACACUCAGGCUGUGGCUGGAGAAGGGGUGGAAGAGUGGUGCUGCAGGACUGGGGCGGAAGGGGGAAGAAAUGCUGGAAAGGGAUAGGGAGGAGCAAGAGGAGAGGCGAGGAAGAUGGCCUGCCAGGUGCAGGCGCUGGGACGGGUGCUUUCCUGUAUCACAUACUGUUACACUAAAGAGGCUCUGGAGCUGGACUGCCUGUGUUCAAAUACAAUAGUGUAUUGCAUGUAAUUAGCUAUAGAGCCAUAGUGUGGUUAAAUAAUAUUUAUAAAGCACUUAGGACCAGGUAUGGCACACAGUAAAUGUUACAUAAGUGAUCUCUAUCUUUUUCGGUACUGGGGAUUGAACUUGCAGUGUCCCUUUAUUUUGGAACAGGGUCCUGCUAAGUCACAAAAUGCCCAAAUGGGUCUUGAGCUUUCAGUCCUCCUGUCUCAGCCUACCACAGUGCUGGUUUUAUAGGUGUGCGCCACCAUGCCUGGUGAUUUAUUGCAGUUUUACAUAUAUGUUAUGUCAUUAAAAUAC